Molecule: messenger RNA, 1848 nt
Organism: Penicillium maclennaniae
Lineage: Eukaryota; Fungi; Ascomycota; Eurotiomycetes; Eurotiales; Aspergillaceae
Gene: ugd1
Product: UDP-glucose dehydrogenase
Exons: 3
Coding region: 1-1848 (615 amino acids)
Biological process (GO): polysaccharide biosynthetic process; glycosaminoglycan biosynthetic process
Cellular component (GO): nucleus; cytosol
Molecular function (GO): NAD binding; UDP-glucose 6-dehydrogenase activity
Source: RefSeq, a predicted model, not a curated record
AUGUGCGACGAUAUUCCGAUGGAAAUCUUCUCUUCGCCGUCCGAGAGGAGUUUGUCCUGCUCGACGGCACCUACAAGUCCCAGCUCGAGUCCUCUCUUUCGGCCCUCGGAUGUGGAUGAUCUGAAGCUGGGGCUACCCCAGUCCAGACUCGGUGAAGCGGAUCUGAGCGACGGUACAGUCAAGAAUGUGUGUGUGGUGGGUGCAGGAUACGUCGGUGGACCAACAGCGGCAGUACUGGCCCUCUACCACCCCUCAAUCACCGUAGAGGUGCUGGACAGGGAUCUGGCGCGUAUCCAGCGAUGGCAGUCAGCGCACCUGCCGGUUCAUGAACCAGGCCUGGACACAGUCGUGCGCAUCGUGCGUGACGGCGCCAAGGUAGAGCAUGAAGCGAACACCCAGGCUGUCUCGCCCGCGGUCACGCGCGCCCAGAAUCUCUUCUUUACCCGUGACACUCAGGCCAUUGCCCGUGCAGACAUCAUUCUCAUGGCUGUCAACACUCCGACCAAGAUGUUCGGGGUCGGCGCAGGCUGCGCCACCAAUAUGACGGCCUUUGAUGGGGCCAUGCGCGAUGUCGCGACCCAUGCCAAAGCCGGCGCGAUCAUCGUGGAGAAGAGCACGGUGCCCGGAGGCACUGCUGAGCGUGUUCGAAGAAUGCUGGCGACUCUUCGCCCCGGAGUGCCUUUUGAGGUUCUGUCAAACCCUGAGUUUCUUGCCGAGGGCUCAGCCAUCCAAAACCUCACAGCUCCAGACCGUGUGUUGAUCGGAUCCGCCGCAAGCCCCUCAGGACGCCAGGCAGCUCAGACGCUGGCAACCCUCUAUUCGGCCUGGGUCCCUCGAGGCCGGAUCCUCGAGACGAACGCCUGGUCUUCAGAACUUGCUAAGCUCGUGGCCAAUGCCAUGCUGGCACAGCGAAUCAGCAGCAUCAAUUCAAUCAGCGCGAUUUGUGAGAGGACUGGCGCCGAGGUCGAUCAAGUGGCCAAGGCCAUUGGUCUGGAUGUACGGAUCGGACCCCAGUUCCUCAAGGCGGGACUCGGAUUUGGUGGCUCCUGCUUCCGCAAAGACAUCGCCAACUUAGCAUACAUGGCCGAGUCUUUGGGACUAGACGACGUCGCACAUUACUGGCGACAGGUGAACGUGAUGAACGAGCGACAGCGCGACCGAUUCUCGCGCAAGAUCAUCGAUCGGUUUGAGGGCAACUUAGUCGGGCGCAAGCUAGCCAUGCUCGGAUUUGCAUUCAAGAAGAACACAGGUGACACACGUGAAUCAUUGGCAGGGGACGUAAUCCGAGUCCUGCUGGAAGAGCGACCGGCGGAGAUUGCCAUUUUCGACCCCUACUGUCGUCAAGAGGAUAUCUUCCGCGAGCUGGAGCUUGUCUGCCCUGGUAUCGCCCAAGGUGGAACCCUGAAAAUCCACACAGACCCGUACAUGACAUGUUCUCAGGCUCAUGCCAUUCUCGUUGUCACCGACUGCGACCAGUUCCGCAAUACUCCACGGAAACCCUCACCACCGGCAGUUUCGUCUGCAGAGAAAGGCUUGGCUCGAAGCGCGGCCGAUGACUGCCAUGACCACGCCAAGCGUGCAUGCGCUCGUCAAGAGCACGAGACCUGGACACACGCGGGCGUAACCUACCAAUUGACGCCUCAGAGCUGUGGCUCUGACUGUGCGGAUUGCCGAUCGAUAACACGACCAACCACCGAGGCAGUGGAAUGGACGCGCAUUGCAUACAACAUGGUCGAACCCAAGUUGGUGUUUGACGGCCGAGGAUUGUUGGACUCGGCGGAGUUGGCCAAGUUGGGUUUGCGGGUGGAUAGCGUGGGAAGGCGGAAUGCUCUUGAUGUUUUGGCCUAA